ACAUGCUUCUUCUAUAUAUAAGGAGCCGACCCAUAGAAGUAACCUCCCCUUGAAAACUGAUAUAUUGUUGUCUUCCCAGCAAGACCCACAUUUUUCCAUGCCAAGAUUUCUGUCCUGUGAAAAGACAUGAACCAAAUUAGACAUAUUGUCUCUCUCAUUCCUCCAGUUUUUCUACUGAUCAUCCUUAAUCUCGAUUUACUUGAUCAUCGUGCUCUUGUUCGGGCUCAGCUCAGACGGUAUUCUCCGUCGCCGAACGAUGCAGAGUCCAACUUCCAACCGAGCUUAGCAGUCGUUAUAGGGAUUCUCACCAUCAUGUUCGCCCUCACCUUCAUCCUCCUCAUCUACGCCAAGUUCUGCCACCGGGGCAGGUGGGUCCGUGAUUCCUACGCAGGUAACAACAACAAUAACAAUGCUUUCACGAGGUCCAGGCGGUUUUCGGGGAUUAACAAGACCGUGAUCGAGUCCCUUCCUUUCUUCCGGUUCUCCUCCCUCCGUGGUUCCCGCGCUGGGCUUGAGUGCGCGGUCUGCCUGUCAAAGUUCGAGGACAUAGAGAUCCUCCGGCUCCUGCCCAAGUGCAAGCACGCAUUUCACAUUGACUGCAUCGACCAUUGGCUUGAGCGGCACUCCACCUGCCCCAUCUGCCGCCAUCGGGUAAGCCCAGAUGACCCAAGCAUCUUUGCCUACUCCAAUAGCAUGCGACUGCUUAACUCGAGCCACUCGGAGAGGAUUCAGGAUCCAAACAGCCUCGAGAUCUUCAUUGAACGAGAGGAGGAAAACACGAACGGGAACGGAUCUUCAUCAAGAUUUAACGUCGGGAUAGAAAGUAGUUUCCGUAAACUCUUCAAGGGUUCAAACAACAAGAACAGUAGCAAUGACAAGGAUGAGGAGAGCUUGAUCAACCAAGAAGAAGCCAAUCAAAAGAUGUUGCACAAGUUCAAGCAUAGGAUUGUUGUGUCUGAUGUUGUGUUCCAGAAUCGAUGGAGCAACGUGAGCUCCUCUGACUUGAUGUUCUUAAACUCCGAGAUGCUUAAUGCAUUCUCGAGCGACCGGUUCUCAGCCCUGGAACCUUUCGAGGGGAACACCAACAUGACAGCCGAUCACAGGGUUGAGAAUGACAGAAAUCAAAUAGGGAGGAUCAAGGAGGAGAUGGACAGGAAGAGGCUGUUUGAGAGCAAGUUGAGCUCAAUCAAUAAAACCGGCCUAAUCUCGGGUCCUUCUACGAGGCCAGUAGCUGACACUGGGAAUCAGUUAUCGCCCACAAAUGGUUCGAAUAUCAUUUCUGAUGUGGUAAAGAGGUCACAGUCGGAGAUCACAGCGGUCUCGAGGUUUGGGGAUUCGAAUAUAGGGAAGAGUGGGAGAUACAGUGGAGGGAAUAGAAAGGAGGACAGGAGGAGGCAGCUUUGGCUCCCAAUUGCAAGAAGAACAGUUCAGUGGUUUGCUAACAGGGAGCGACGGUCUCGCUCACAUCAGGACUCUCCGGAUGUUAACACAAUGAGGCAGACACCCGAUUCGAUUGCUGUGUAAAUCCUCCUUUCUCACGACACAUACCGGUAGCAGCAAAGCCUGAACUUUCAGACUGGCUUUUCGGUUAUGCGAUCUAUACCAAUGCUUAGAUUUGUCCUAGUUCCUUUUUGCCCGAAAUACAUACAUUUUUCUACUCCAUAUUUUGUCGAUUACAGAAUACGAGCUUUGAUCUUCAUUUCACCUUUUAAAUUAACCGUUUAUCCUCUGUAAAAUUUCUACUAGACCAAUAAGUGGUUGGGUUUGCACCCGGUCCAAAAACUUGCUAGUAAGACCACAGCCAUAUGGAUAUUGAUGAUGUAGCGGCUCAUGGGAAGAACGGAGGAGCAGACGCAGAAGUGAUUAGUGAUCAGUAAAUUAUUUAUUUGUAAGAAUAAUUUUCUCAUAAAUUCACAAUCUGCGCUGAUGAAUGAUUUUGAUCCAA
Punica granatum (pomegranate) is the source of this 1945-nucleotide messenger RNA. The record is from RefSeq and is a predicted model, not a curated record. Lineage: Eukaryota; Viridiplantae; Streptophyta; Magnoliopsida; Myrtales; Lythraceae.